This is a messenger RNA of Olea europaea var. sylvestris, 2366 nucleotides long. RefSeq names its product translation factor GUF1 homolog, chloroplastic. Gene Ontology annotation, molecular function: ribosome binding; GTP binding; GTPase activity. Gene Ontology annotation, biological process: positive regulation of translation. The coding region runs from base 78 to 2180 and encodes 700 amino acids. The record is from RefSeq and is a predicted model, not a curated record. The transcript has 22 exons. NCBI's taxonomy places the organism in Eukaryota, Viridiplantae, Streptophyta, Magnoliopsida, Lamiales, Oleaceae.
CUUAAAACGAAGCAAGGCGCCAGAUAGCCAUAUUUUACAUACGAUAACGCUACUACGUUGCUCGACUGAGCACGAGAAUGGCGACGGCAGCGGACUUUUGCUGCUCGGGUCUCACUUUUUCCUCCAAACUUCCAAGCCGCCAGUCUCACAUCAAUUCCUUCAACGUCAACCGCUCUUUAAGUUUGAAUAGAAGUUGUAUUCAAUUCUACUGCAAAAAUGAAUCAUCUACUAAAAUUUUCAGUUUUCGUACAAGAAGACGGCGUAAUUUGGGCAUUUAUUGCCAGGCUACAGGCACUGACCUUCAGCCCAAACGCAUUCCUUCAUCUUCCGACCUCGAAUUCGCUGCCCGCGCUGGCAAGGACCGCCUCUCCAAGGUGCCAACGACGAAUAUAAGGAAUUUCAGUAUCAUAGCUCAUAUUGAUCAUGGAAAAUCGACUUUGGCGGACAAAUUGUUGCAGUUAACGGGCACAGUGGAGAGCCGUGAAAUGAAGGAGCAGUUUCUUGAUAAUAUGGACUUGGAGAGAGAAAGAGGCAUCACUAUAAAAUUACAGGCUGCGAGAAUGCGUUUUAUAUAUCAAAAUGAACCAUAUUGCCUGAAUCUUAUUGAUACCCCAGGACAUGUUGACUUCUCCUAUGAGGUUUCUCGUUCUCUAGCCGCUUGUGAGGGAGCUCUCCUUGUUGUAGAUGCCUCCCAGGGAGUGGAAGCCCAAACACUUGCUAAUGUGUAUCUGGCCUUGGAAAACAAUCUUGAAAUCAUUCCGGUUUUAAACAAGAUAGAUCUUCCAGGUGCUGAGCCAGAUCGUGUUUGCCGAGAGAUAGAAGAGGUUGUUGGUCUAGAUUGCAGCAAUGCAAUUUACUGCUCUGCAAAGGAAGGAAUUGGUAUAACCGAAAUUCUAAAUGCAAUUGUUCAAAGGAUUCCCCCACCUCCUGCCAGCACAGACAGACCUUUGAGGGCUCUUAUAUUUGAUAGUUACUAUGAUGCAUACCGGGGCGUCAUAGUAUAUUUUAGAAUCAUUGAUGGGGCUAUUAAAAAAGGUGACAGAAUAGUUUUCAUGGCUAGUGGAAAGGAUUAUUAUGCUGAUGAAGUUGGAGUUUUAUCUCCCAGUCAGUUGCAGGUUGAUACGUUAUAUGCUGGAGAGGUGGGCUAUCUUUCGGCUUCCAUUAGGUCUGUUGCGGAUGCUAGGGUUGGUGACACCAUAACACACUACACUAGAAAGGCAGAACAAUCAUUGCCUGGAUACAAGGAGGCCACGCCGAUGGUUUUCUGUGGCCUGUUUCCUGUUGAUGCGGACCAAUUUUCCGAGUUGCGUGAUGCAUUAGAGAAAUUACAGCUUAAUGAUGCUGCUCUGAAGUUUGAGCCUGAGACAUCAAGUGCAAUGGGAUUUGGCUUUAGAUGUGGGUUUCUGGGUCUUCUUCAUAUGGAAAUUGUUCAGGAAAGGCUCGAACGUGAAUACAAUUUGAGUCUUAUAACCACAGCUCCAAGUGUCGUUUACCGGGUGAACUGUGUAAAUGGCGAUACUGUUGAGUGUUCGAAUCCAUCCUUACUUCCUGAACCUGGAAAUAGGAGGUCAAUCGAAGAGCCAUUUGUCAAGAUUGAAAUGCUUACUCCAAAAGACUACAUUGGUGCGCUUAUGGAGCUUGCUCAGGACCGGAGAGGAGUAUUCAAAGAAAUGAAGUUCAUUACUGAGAAUAGAGCAUCAAUCAUUUAUGAGUUACCCCUAGCUGAGAUGGUGGGGGAUUUCUUCGAUCAGCUGAAGUCAAGAAGUAAAGGCUAUGCUAGCAUGGAGUAUUCCUUCAUUGGGUACAAGGAAAGUGAACUGAUAAAGCUUGAUAUUCAAAUUAGUGGCGAUCCUGUGGAACCUUUAUCAACUAUUGUACACAAAGAUAAGGCAUAUUCUGUUGGAAGGGCUUUAACUCAAAAACUGAAGGAACUAAUACCCAGACAAAUGUUUAAAGUACCUAUACAGGCCUGCAUAGGCUCCAAGGUGAUUGCUAGUGAAGCAUUGUCUGCAAUCAGGAAAGACGUCCUGGCUAAAUGCUAUGGUGGGGACAUCUCCAGGAAAAAGAAACUGCUUAAGAAACAGGCUGAAGGAAAGAAACGAAUGAAGUCGAUUGGUAAAGUUGAUGUACCCCAAGAAGCAUUUAUGGCUGUAUUAAAACUCGAGAAAGAGGUAUUGUAAUUGAAUUUGUAAAUAGAGAACUACAUAUUUUGACCUCAGUAUGUUCUCGAUGAAAAAGUAGUAGUAUACCAGAAUUGGCAAAAUCAUUACAAUUUUUUCCCCCUUUGUAUUUGUUUUUUUUUGGGAUAAAUAGUCAAAAACUUGAAUGUUAAAUCAGCUGAAUCAAAUUCCUCUAACUUAUGAGCA